AUGAAGCUCACUGCCACCCUCAUCCUUGUCGCUUUUGCAGCCUUUGGAUUAGCCUCCGCAUCCCCCGUUCAGGCCCGCAGGGUCGUCAAAUUGGAAGUUCGUGCACCGGCAGACGAUAACCCACUGAAUGAUUUGUACAUGAUCAGUACUUCAAAAUCCCAGAGGACCGCCAAGUGCCUCAAUUUCUGUAAUUCAGGCAUCCCACCUGUGCAAAAUCUGGACGGCUUGACUUGGGGUCACGGCCCCACCUUCGGUUCCCAACCGAUUUCAAACUUCAAUACUUUCCAGUCCGGUUUCCAAAGUCUAGCUAUUGUCUCUCAGAACACCGCAUCAGUAUGGCAGAGUGGUAACAUUCAGUUCGGCCAAAUCCAGCAACAGCUCCAAGUGAUGGUGAUCAACUAUUACAGGAUGGUUUCCCAACUUCAAGGAGGAUGCUCUUUCUGCACGCUCGGUGGCCAAGAUUACGGGUUCCAAUUCCAAAAUACCAUCUCGCAAUUCUUCAUCCAAGUCCAAGGCAUGUUGAGCAUCAUCACGUCGCAAUUCCCUGGCGCUCUCGGCCAAUUGGGAUCCAUUUUCCAAAUCCUCAACGCAUGCAUCCAAGCUACCUUUGGUGUGGUAAAUACCCUUGGUAUCAGCAUUGGUAGUGUUAUUGGCAACCUCGAUCUCGGUGUCUUCCAAAACUGCGGCAUCAAUUUCAAUUCUUUCAUCAACUCCUCCCCAAUGAGCCUCUUCAACUCUGUGGGAAGCGUACAGGGAAUUGUUCAACAAACCACUCAAUCUAACUUUGGACAGGGCUUCGGACAGGGCUUUGGACAGGGCUUCGGACAGGACUUCGGAGGAGGCAGCGCCUUCUAAGUGACACUUGUCUGACAGCUGAUCUUCUUGCUAUCUUGUUCCUCAAUCACUUCCAAUAGAUUGCAACAUAUCCUGCUUUGAUCGCUUCCAUAAAGAUUUGCAAACUUUACUGUCGCCCCCCAACCAGUCAUUAUUAGCUUAUUCUUCUUGUGUCUUUGAAGUUUUGUUGUUUUCUAAAGGACACUCGUCCCACGCCUGCUUUUCUAUUUUG
Messenger RNA from Melampsora larici-populina 98AG31, 1066 nucleotides. RefSeq lists its product as uncharacterized. Lineage: Eukaryota; Fungi; Basidiomycota; Pucciniomycetes; Pucciniales; Melampsoraceae. The transcript is spliced from 6 exons. The record is from RefSeq and is a predicted model, not a curated record. The coding region runs from base 1 to 855 and encodes 284 amino acids.